UCCGUGGGGCACCGGGCGGAAGCGUCCUGACUGCGCAGGCGCAGCAGGGGUGGUCGCCAUGGAGACGCGUGGCCCUGGCCUGGCGGUCCGCGCUGAGAGUCGCCGACUAGUCGGCAGCGGGCCUCGGGCGCCCCCGGGGCGGGUUGGGUUGCAGCCCAGCGGGCGGAUGGACCGCCGCGGUGGGGCGGGGACAGUGGGGUACAAGGACAACGACGGCGUGGAGGAGGAGCGGGAGGGCGGCGCCGCGGGCCCCUGGGGGUCUAGACUGCCCCCCAUCACAGGCGGCGCCUCCGAGCUGGCCAAACGGAAGGUGAAGAAGAAGAAAAAAAGGAAGAAGAAGACCAAGGGGUCUGGCAAGGGGGACGAUAAACAUCAGAGUCAGAGCCUGAAGAGCCAGCCGCUUUCUUCCUCCUUUCAUGACAUCUUAAGUCCGUGCAAAGACCGUGGCCCGAAACCAGAGCACAGACAGAGCAAAGUGGAAAAUAAGCACCUCCCUUCUGACUCCUCCACCGUCAGCCUCCCCGACUUUGCCGAAAUAGAGAACCUUGCGAAUCGGAUCAACGAAAGUCUGCGUUGGGAUGGAAUUCUUGCUGACCCGGAGGCAGAGAAGGAAAGGAUUCGCAUCUAUAAAGUGAACCGGAGAAAGCGGUACCGGUGCUUGGCCCUCAACGGCUUCCACCCCGACCCCGAGGCCCUCAAGGGCUUCCACCCCGACCCCGAGGCCCUCAAGGGCUUCCACCCCGACCCCGAGGCCCUCAAGGGCUUCCACUCCGACCCCGAGGCCCUCAAGGGCUUCCACCCCGACCCCGAGGCCCUCAAGGGCUUCCACCCCGACCCCGAGGCCCUCAAGGGCUUCCACCCCGACCCUGAGGCCCUCAAGGGUUUCCACACUGACCCCGAGGCCCUCAAGGGCUUCCACCCCGAGGCCCUCAAGGGCUUCCACCCCGACCCCAAGGCCCUCAAGGGCUUCCACCCCGACCCCAAGGCCCUCAAGGGUUUCCACACUGACCCCGAGGCCCUCAAGGGCUUCCACACUGACCCCGAGGCCCUCAAGGGUUUCCACCCCGACCCUGAAGCCCUCAAGGGCUUCCACCCCGACCCUGAGGCCCUCAAGGGCUUCCACCCCGACCCCAAUGCCGAGGAGGCCCCUGAGAACUUACCCUACCUCUCGGACAAAGAUGGCAGCUCCAGCCACAGGCACCCCACAUCGAAAGCCAAGUGCCCCAAUCUCUAUUUUGAAGGAAACCUUACCCCAAAGCUUCUACACUCUGACUUAGCUCCUACUCUGCUGGAGUGAAAAUCUACCCGCGACACUCACAAACUUAUAAUUCCUCCUCACCACAAGUUUAUGUGUUAAAAACCAUCAUCAUAAAAGGAAAUGAGACCCGUAUCUGAAGGAAACAGAUGUUCGGUACACGGACGACGCCGACUCUCCCAUCACCAAGCUGCCCUCGGUUGCCCAGGAGAGCCACAGUGCCUUGAGAACAUAAGCAGUUUAGUGAACAGAGUUCUUUUCAAAAUUUCCUUUUUCUUAAAUAAGCAUCUCUGUUACUUAAUUUCUCACCACAGCUAGAUGUCUAUAAUCUGCCCCAAAAAGAAAAGAAAGUGUGUAGAUGAUUUA
Pan troglodytes (chimpanzee) is the source of this 1621-nucleotide messenger RNA. RefSeq names its product ligand of ATE1 (gene LIAT1). Lineage: Eukaryota; Metazoa; Chordata; Mammalia; Primates; Hominidae. Gene Ontology annotation, biological process: protein arginylation. The record is from RefSeq and is a predicted model, not a curated record. The transcript is spliced from 2 exons. Bases 59 to 1297 code for a protein of 412 amino acids.